Messenger RNA from Scomber scombrus (Atlantic mackerel), 2230 nucleotides. RefSeq lists its product as uncharacterized. The record is from RefSeq and is a predicted model, not a curated record. Gene Ontology annotation, molecular function: nuclear export signal receptor activity; zinc ion binding. Gene Ontology annotation, cellular component: nuclear envelope. The coding region runs from base 160 to 2136 and encodes 658 amino acids. The transcript is spliced from 12 exons. Lineage: Eukaryota; Metazoa; Chordata; Actinopteri; Scombriformes; Scombridae.
CACACAACAGCUUUUAUGAUUUAGUCACUUGACAGGCAGCAGUUAAGGCCGGUUAAGGCCACUUUAAACUGUAAUUUGAAGCUUUUAAACAGCUGUAUUAUCAUUACACGGAAUAAACCUUCAAGUGGACCCUCUGUGUGUAUUUAAGGUGUUGAAAUAAUGGAGAAUGGUGAAGGAGAGACAACAGGUGAAUCAAAGCCAGGGCCUCGAACACAGCGGCUGUGCCGGUUCUUCUCUCAAGGGAGACACUGCAAUUUUGGGAAGAAAUGCAGAUUUCUGCACGAAAGAGAUGAAGCCAAAGUUCAUGAGAAGAAAGCAGAUGGGACAGCCUGCCAGUCUGACAUUGUGCCACACCACUCAGAGGUCCCUGGUACAGAUGUGGGGCACAGGCCUGCACCCAGUAAAAACAACUCCAGGGCUGCCCCAGCAGCUGGCCGCCGUCCCUGCCGUUACUUUCUCUCAGGGCACUGCACCAUGGAGGACAGAUGUCGCUUCUGGCAUCCACCACAUUUCCCUCCAGUAGAUGACCAGCCUGUUCCUGGAAAUCACGCAAGACCUGUGCAGAGGAUGCCAACAGUGCCCCGCCCUGACAUCCUUAAGGAGGUCAAGCUGUGUGACCUGACAGAGGAUGUCGCCAAGAAGCUACUAGACACAGAGAUCAAGCAGCUGAAAAAGCGUUUUCCCAAAGACCAGCUCAUUAUUCAAGAACGGAGCGAUGGCAUGGUUACUUACUACAGGGUGACUGUAGAGGCCACUGAUCCAGACUGGCCUUUUGAUCUGAAAGAAAUUGACAUCAUGGUGAGCUUUCCAGACAAUUACCCUCAGGAGAUUUUCACGUUGGACAUACCAUGUGACCAGAAUCUGCCACCAGUGAUGUCAAGACAUGUACAGGAAGCAUCAUGUGAGUGGCUUCAGGCCAAGCAUGCAACCAAUCAGCUUCUGGGAAAAGUAGAGCUGCUCUUUCGGCCAUUUCUUCGAUGGCUAGAUCGUAGUUUGGAGAGACUGUUCACUGAAGGAGCCAGGCAGUUAAAAAAAGACAUUGAUUUAGAAAAAGCUGGAUUGCAGUUCAUACCAUAUCAGGAGCUCCAGGCAACAGUGUGUGAAAGACCUGAUGAUGCAGAACAGGGUGCCAGUGAUGAAGGAGAAGCUGAAAACACAGAAGACGAGAGGAAAGUGGAGGAAGGACAGGAGGGUCCAGGUUGUGAUGACAGACAGCAGCAGCAGGAGGAUGAAGAGGAGAAAGCCAGUCAUGUAGUGGAAAACAUUAAGAUCAGUGAUCCCCGCAGAGGCACAGAGGUGAAGCUGCUGGGACUGAGGCUCGGAGAGAACACCGCCACUGUAGUGGCCAGACAGAUCACAGUUUGUCUUCAGUGUAAUAGGUGUAAGGUAACUGCAGACCUGACACUGACUGGAAGGACACCAUGCACAGCUCAGUGUGAAAAGUGCAGUGCAAACAUCAACGCUGCAUUCAGGCCUUGCAUGCUGCACCAUUACAGUGAUGUUUUGGGAUACCUGGACUUGCACAAUACAACACCUGCUGACCUUGUGCUUCAAGACUGUGAGCUGACUGUGGGAUGCCUCAGCUGCUCCCAGGAUGGCCCUUUCCAGAAUGUUUCUUAUGGGCAAACAAAGGAGUUUAAUUGUGAACACUGCCACAGCAAACUCAGCAUCCUGGCUGAGAGCACAAGAUUCCAGUAUAUUCAGCCACGUACCAACAAAACAGGUUCUAGUGCCUCUGCUAUUGGUUAUAAGACUAUAAGAGAUCCUGCUGUGCAAAAGGGGAAGCCGCUGCCAGAAAAAGGAACAUGUAAACAUUAUAAACAGAGCCAUCGCUGGUUAAGGUUCCCCUGCUGCGGUCGGGCAUACCCCUGUGAUGUGUGCCAUGACGAGGACCAGGACCACCCCAUGGAACUUGCCACAAGGAUGAUCUGUGGCCACUGUGCCAAAGAGCAGCCGUAUAACAAUGGGAAGCCUUGCAUCUGCUGUGGAAGCAUGAUGACGAGAGGUGCACGCACCAGCCACUGGGAGGGAGGACUGGGAUGCAGAAACAAAGUCAAAAUGAACAAAAAUGAUCGACAAAAAUAUGCCAACACCAACAAGACGGUUUCAAGGAAGGCAGCUGGUGACAAGAAGUAAAUGGUUGAGAAGAGAAUUAUUGACAUUAUGUAAUACAUAAUCCACGAUUUCAAUAAAAUUGUUAAUUUUCUCAAAUAAAUCAUGUUAUAAUGAU